CAGUAUUGUCUUCAAACUAACAUUCUUUCAAAUCAAGUUUGUGUUAUGUAAUCUGUUCCAUUUGUAGGAUUUGAUGGGGUUGAGAUCCACGGAGCUCACGACUAUUUAAUCGACUAGUUUAUGAAAGAAAAAGUCAAUGAUCGAACUGACCAACAUGGAGGGUCUUUAGAGAAUCGUUGUAGAUUUGCACUGGAAAUAGUUGAAGCUAUUGUAAAUAAGAUAGGAGCUGACAGAGUUGGAACAAGGCUUUCUCCAUUUGCUGACUACAUGGAAUCGGGAGACUCAAACCCACGUGCUUUGGGCCUUUACAUGGCUGAAUCCUUAAAUAAGUAUGACAUUGCAUACUGCCACAUCGUUGAGCCUAGAAUGGAAACAAUUGGGGUAGAAGUUGAAUGCCCUGAAAGCCUUGUACCUUUGAGGAAGGCAUUUAAAUGUACUUUUUUGGUAGCUGGUGGUUACGAUAGAGGAGAUGGAAACAACACUCUGCUUGAAGACCGAGCUGAUCUUGUCGUGUAUGGGCGUCUAUUCUUAGCCAAUCUCGAUUUACCAAAUCAAUUUGAUCUAGAUGCUCCUCUCAACAAGUAUAAAAGGGAGACAUUCUACAUAUCUAAUCAUCUUGUUGGCUAUACUGACUAUCCAUUUCUAGAAACCACGGCAUGAUGCCAAGGGUUAAUAGAUACUUCUUGUCUCACAAAAGAAAUGAUCUAUUAAUAAAGAUCACUAACUUUUUCUGCAUUUGAAUUCUGUAUGUUUUCAUCAUUUUUAAUGAUAAAUAA
Solanum lycopersicum (tomato) is the source of this 776-nucleotide messenger RNA. The record is from RefSeq and is a predicted model, not a curated record. NCBI's taxonomy places the organism in Eukaryota, Viridiplantae, Streptophyta, Magnoliopsida, Solanales, Solanaceae.